AUGGCUUUGGUAAAGCGCUCGCAGUUCCUGCACGCGAACACCGAGACAGUGUGCAACGAGUUGAGGCAACGGUUCUACAUUCCGAGGAUGCGAACAUUAGUGCGGAACGUAUGUCGUAGCUGUAAGUACUGCAAGAUUAAGAAAGCAGCUCCAGUUCCACCGAUAAUGGGACCGCUUCCGAAAGUUCGUCUGACCCCUUUCAUUUGUCCAUUUACGUACGUCGGCGUGGACUACCUGGGUCACUUUGAAGUGAAAGUCGGUCGCAGUAUUGUGAAGCGGUGGAUAUGUUUGUUCACGUGCCUCACCGUUCGAGCUGUUCAUCUGGAGCUAGCGCACACUCUGACAUCGAAAUCUUGCAUAAUGGCGUUCAGGCGUUUCGUUAAUCGGCGAGGAGCUCCGUUGGAAGUAUUCUCGGACAACGGUACCAACUUCGUUGGAACCAGCCGUCAGUUAUCAAAGGAUAUCCAGAGGAUUAAGAUCAUCAACGAGGAUUGUGCGGCUACGUUCACCAACGCCCGUACGCAGUGGCACUUCAACGUUCCUGCAGCCCCGCAUAUAGGAGGCCCGUGGGAGCGGAUGGUGAAGUCUGUAAAAGUAUCAAUGACAGCAGUAUCCGACAGUUCGCAUCAUGCGAGUGACGAGAUGUUCGAAACUAUAAUGGUGGAAGCAGAGGGGAUCGUUAAUAGUCGUCCACUGACCUACGUUCCCUUAGAAGCAGUAGAUCAAGAAGCGCUCACUCCGAACCACGUCUUGCUGUACAGUUCACGCGGUAUAAAGCAGCCAACAGUUGAUCAGUUAGUCAGUCUCCGAGACAGCUGGUCAGUCGUCAGAAACAUCAUGGACGAGUUUUGGCGCAGAUGGAUGUUGGAAUAUUUACCGAUGCUAACAAAGAGGACGAAGUGGUUCGAGAGCGUGAAACCGUUGAAGCCUGGAGACCUAGUCGUGAUUAUAGAUGAGAAGACACGGAACAGCCAAGUUCGACGUGCAGUAGUACAGACAGCUCGAGGAGUCUUCACCAGGCCGGCAGUGAAGCUGGCAGUCCUGGAUGUUACGAACAACGACAAGAAGAAGGAUGAAGUCGUGCCGGAAACGGAAGUGGUUCACGGGGCGGGGGAGUGUUACCGGCAACACUGUUGA
This is a messenger RNA of Aedes albopictus (Asian tiger mosquito), 1137 nucleotides long. RefSeq lists its product as uncharacterized. Gene Ontology annotation, biological process: DNA integration. Bases 1 to 1137 code for a protein of 378 amino acids. The record is from RefSeq and is a predicted model, not a curated record. NCBI's taxonomy places the organism in Eukaryota, Metazoa, Arthropoda, Insecta, Diptera, Culicidae. Gene Ontology annotation, molecular function: nucleic acid binding. The transcript is spliced from 3 exons.